This is a messenger RNA of Ceratitis capitata (Mediterranean fruit fly), 2802 nucleotides long. Its product is annotated as glutactin. NCBI's taxonomy places the organism in Eukaryota, Metazoa, Arthropoda, Insecta, Diptera, Tephritidae. The record is from RefSeq and is a predicted model, not a curated record. The transcript has 6 exons. The coding region runs from base 72 to 2114 and encodes 680 amino acids.
UAUUAGUUCAGUGGAAGUUGUGCGGUCAAAUCAUUCAGUCGUGAACGGUUCGAUUUUGAAUAAAACCAAAAAUGUUUAUACGCUCGAAGAGUAUCCCGACGCUCUUCAAUGUGAUCCUUGUUGUUGUAAUCCUUUCAUUAUCCUUGUGUAGUGCACAGCGUUGGCCAUACGAUGAUUACGAUAUACAAGGCGGCGAAGUUGAGACUGAGAGCGAAGGGCCUAAUAAUAGCAAUCGUGUGCAUAAUGUUCCCACAGCAACAGUGAUUCACCAAGUUCCCAGAUCUGGGUUUCAACAAGUACGCCCAGACGAAUUGGUUGUGCCAGGUUUGGGCGUUGUGCGCGGGAAAAUAGGAUAUAAAAGCAUUAAAGGAAGGCCAAUCAAUUCAUAUUUAGGCUUAAAAUAUGGUGUUGUGCGACCGGGUUUGGGACGUUUCCAACAAGCUAAUGUUUAUAAGCACGACAGCAAUGAUCCCAUCGAAGCGACACAAGUGGCAGCAAAUUGUCCACAAUUUCCCGAUUUGCAACAAAUCACUAACUCGGAAGCUCGCCGCGAAAAUGUGGAUGAUUGUCUCACGCUGAAUAUUCAUGUGCCAUCUCAUGUACUCCGACCACAACAGAGAACACGCCUCCUACCUGUAAUGGUGUUCGUACACGGCGAGAUGCUUUUCGACGGUAGCGCAGAGGAAGCACAACCCGACUACUUCAUGGAGCAGGAUGUUAUGUUAAUAUCGAUUAAUUAUCGCCUUGCACCAUUCGGUUUCCUCACCACAUUGACAAACGAAAUGCCCGGCAAUGUUGCGCUGGCCGAUAUCCAAUUAGCUUUGGAAUGGAUUCAGCAAUAUAUACGCGCAUUCGGUGGUGAUCCACUGCAAGUUACAUUAUUCGGUCAAGCUGGUGGUGCAACCUUAGCGCAUGCAUUGAGUUUGAGUCCCAAGGCGCAAGGUCUCUUUCACAAGUUAAUUCUCCAGUCAGGCACAGCUCUGAAUCCAUUUUUUUUGGAACAAGAUGCUUUGUCCACAGCACGAAGUUUUGCACGGUUAGCACGUUGUCCGCGUACGAGCGCCCAGGAGGUGCAAAAUCUUCAUAGCUGCUUCGAGCGUCUGAGCACUACAGAACUUCUCGAAACGAUGAAACGCCAUUAUGAGGAAAAUGAACCCCGUGGCCUACACUUCAUGGGGGGUUUUAAGUUAACCGUAGGCGAUGCGCUUGGUUAUCUGCCCGUUCAUCCAGCGGCACUGGUGUCCAAUCGUACAAUUCCAAUGGUAGUCGGUGUUGCUAAGGAUGCUGGUUCCUUCAUUUUAACAAGCUUUUACGAUGAAUUGACACGUUUGCGUUCACUUAACAUAUCCGACUAUAUAAAUGUUGUUUUGAAGCAUACGGCGCAACCUCGUGAUUACAUGGUCUGGAAGAAUUUGGCGCUGCGGGAAAUUUUCGAUGCCGAAGCGGUUCGAAAUCCCACACUGCACAAUAUAAUUCAGGGUUUACUGGAGCUCACAAAUUUAAUUUUAUACCGUGGUCCAGUGAUCGACACCAUUCGUACGACAUACAAGAAAGUACCCACCUAUUUAUAUUGUUUUGAUUAUCGUGGCGAGUUUCAUCGAUUCGGUCAUUUAAAGAAUCCGUUGCCAUUUGAAACCGAUGCUACGCUUAGCGAUGAUAACAUUUACCUCUUCCCCUAUCCGGAGGAGGUGAGCAAUUUAAAUUCAGAAGAUCGCUCUUUAUCACGCCAACUCGUGAACAUGUGGGCUGAUUUUGCUACAUAUGAUGUGCCUAAUAGAAAUCCUAGCAUCUGGCCGAAUGUGAGCAACGAAGUGGGUCCAUUUUUGAGAAUUGUCAAUUUUAAAGCUACAACAUUGGAAUUGGAUUAUCACUUUGGUGAUGGUAUUCCUGUGCCAAAUUUAUAUUCUGAGUACUUUACUAACACUACAACAACAACGAGUACAACAACAACGACAACAACAACAACUACAACACCAAAACCAUACUACAAUUAUCCUCAUUACACGAACUAUUAUCCUCAAUACAAUCCAAAUUAUAGACAAAACUAUCAGCAAGGAGACAAUUAUCACUACAAUCCACGAUCAACUGUAUUGAAUAUACAUACAUAUGUCUAAGAUUGCUCAAACAUAUUCUUAAAAUUAAAAUUUAGUUUACUUCAUUAAUAAAAUGUGUUUCAUAUAAAAUGAAUAAAUGCAUUAUCUAAACGUGAACUGAGCUGGAGCGGUUUUCCAAUAAGAGGUGUUAUUUUGAACUGUCUAGUAUUCACUUUUGAAGCUGUAUUCUUUUGACAUUUGGCAAUGCAUUGGAACAUAAAAAACUUCACUAUAAAAAUUUCAUCGAAAAAUCAUCUUAACUAACAUUUCCACCUCGAUGGCUACGCCCAUAUAGUUACACAUUCAGCUACCACAUCAUCAGCCAUACCAACGAUGAACCCAAUUCCAUCACCAACAACAACAAAUGCAAUUAAUCCAAUAUUCAAGACAACAGAUACCGGACACUAAAUUCAACUAAACCGAUAAUAAAACAUACAUACUUACGUAUAACAUAAUUCGGCACUGAACUGAUAGUACAAACGAUCAAGAGACUGUUCGUUAUUCAGACAGAGAGUUCUGAACAUGAGUUGCUACUAAACAGUUGAGUACGUUUCAAAGGACAACGCUCUGGAUUAAAGGACAACAAUUCUACAACAAUUCUGAGGAUCCUGCCUUAACUUCUAACACCCAUUUAAGUAUCUUUUUGACAAACAUAAAAGUUUAUUCUUUCCUUUGCAGCUCUUAAUAAACCACGAUUUGUAAAAGAUAA